Messenger RNA from Drosophila ananassae, 2425 nucleotides. RefSeq names its product protein obstructor-E. NCBI's taxonomy places the organism in Eukaryota, Metazoa, Arthropoda, Insecta, Diptera, Drosophilidae. The transcript is spliced from 4 exons. Gene Ontology annotation, cellular component: extracellular region. The coding region runs from base 141 to 860 and encodes 239 amino acids. The record is from RefSeq and is a predicted model, not a curated record. Gene Ontology annotation, molecular function: chitin binding.
CGUUGUUAGUUUAGUUUAACCAUCGCAUCGCAGCGCUUGAGUCGCGAUCAGCUGCUGCUCAGGCUCCACACCCGACAAUCUCACCAAGUUCCCAGGAUUUUAUUUUUUUUUUUUCGACGAAAUUAAUUAAUUAAUCCAAAAUGAAAUUAUUUUUAUGUGCCAUUGCUGUGACGCUGUGUGUGGCGGUAACAACCGUGUCCGCCGCCAGCAACUUCGAGUGCCCCAAGCCCAAUGGCCAGUUCGCCGAUGAGAUCCAGUGCGACAAGUACUACGUGUGCGACGAGGGCGUGGCCAAGGCGAAGCUCUGCCCAGACGGCCUGGUCUUCGAUCCCCUGAACCGUAAGAUCAACAAGUGUGACCAGCCCUUCAAUGUCGACUGCGAGGAUCGUACGGAAUUGCAGGAGCCCAAGUCCAGCAAGUACUGUCCCCGUAAGAACGGAUUCUUCGCCCAUCCGGACCCGGCUGUGUGCAACAUCUUCUACAACUGCAUCGAGGGCGACGCCCUGGAGACCAAGUGCACCGUGGGCCUCCACUUCGACGAGUACUCCGGCACCUGUGUCUGGCCGGACACUGCCAAGCGCGAAGGCUGCAAUCCCGAGCAGAGAACAUCGGAGACCGGCUUCGUGUGCCCCAAGGAUCAGCCCAAGACCGAUGACCGCGGCCAGGUGGUGACCCACCCCAAGUACCCCCAUCCCACCGACUGCCAGAAGUUCUACGUGUGCCUGAACGGCGAGGAUCCCAGGGAUCUGGGCUGCCAGCUGGGCGAGGUCUACAACGACACCACCGAGAUGUGCGACGCCCCCGAGAACGUGCCCGGCUGCGAGGACUGGUACAAGGAUGGGGACGACAAGAAGGACUAAGCGCCCUCUCAGCGCAAAAAUCGAUCCAAUCCGAUAUUCUGCUCAUCAAUACAUCCACACACACAGAUACACAUUCCCAACACACACAAACUCACACACUAAAUACACUGUAAACAAAUUUCGGAUUCGCGUCGUAGUCACUUAAAGUUAGUAGUUCUAGCCCAUUCCUAUAGAACGUAUGUCUAGAAGUUAAAUUUCAAAAAAACAAAACCGACUUUCUCUAUACUCUAUAUUCUAUACUCUGUCUAUUCUAGCUCUGUACUGUCCAAUCUUUCCUGUCUCUUAUAGCCUUUUCUAUCUCUACUUUUCCCUCACUGUACUUAAUCGACUCUUCUGACAAUUUGUUGUGUAUAUAUUUCCGUUUUUCCACUUCCAUUUAAUUAUUAUAAAAAAAGGAAAACAACAACAAAAAAAUAUAAUAAACUGAUUUUUUUAUAAACUAUAUACAUACUCUACUCUAUCUUUCUAUCUAUCUAUGUAUCUGGCUCUCUUUUCUCAUUCUUCCUCUAUUUUCUAGGUUGUCUUUUACUUCUCUCUUUGAUUCUCUUACUAUUUUAGUCUUUUAACUAUUAUUCUUCAUACUUUCGACUCUUCUUGAUUUUCUUUUUUCUCUUAUUCUCAUUCUUUUGAAAAACUUCAAAUCAAAUUUUUGAAUCUUAUUCAAUUUCUAACCUCAAUUUCAAAAAAAAAAAAGGAUUUGUAUUCAAUUUGAAUAUUUUUAAAAAUAUUAUACUAUAAUUAUCUCUUAUUCUUAGAGACUCUGAGACUAUAACUUUUCCUAUUCUUUGUGCAUAUUCUAAACACUUUUUUUAAAUUAUUACAAACUUCACUUCCAUUUUCAAAAACUUUUACAAAUUCUACAACUUUUUCACUUUAUCUGCCUUAAUAUCUUGAAACUAUAUAGCUACCUAUCUUCCUUAUUCUAUAUAUUCUUUAGAAUUUAUAUCUUAAGAUCUUUUAAAUUUAAUUUCUUACCCUCUUCUGAUUUUGACAUAUUCAAUUCCAAAAAUAAAACUGUAUUUAUGUCUUAAUUAUAUUUCAAGUUAAACUUCUUAUUUCGAAAUCUUAAAACUGUUUUUCUAUCAUAUUUUUGUAUCUGUUUCAUUUCUUUUCAAUCUGUUGCUCGUUUUUGAAAAUCUUAAAAUUCUGAAAAACUUUUUUAUCCCUUUUCUAACCUUACUUUUUGAAAAACUUUCAAUAUUCUGUGAUUUCGAAACCAUAUCUUAUCAACCUGUUUCUCUUUUUUGAAAAUUUUCAAAUUCUGUUUCAAAAAACUGUUUAAUCCUUGUUCUAACCUUACUUUUUGAAAAACUUGCAAUAUUCUGUGAUUUCGAAACGAUUUCCCUUAUUUCGAAUAUAUCUCUUAACUUUUUCUGUUUUCUGAGACAAUUCCACCAUUUCUAGACUAUUUUUUCUACUUUUUCUACCAAAAACUUAAUUUCUAUUUAUAUUUAUAUGAUUUUAAACUAUAUUCCAUCCAAGACAUCGCUCAACUGUAAAUCCCACAUCCACAUCCACUCCAUUCCCAUUUCGAUUGAAUUAAAACAUGAGAUUUCAAAACUAUA